AUGAGAGAUGAAAUAGCAACAACAGUCUUCUUUGUCACAAGAUUAGCAAAAAAACAUGAUAAAUUGAGUAAACAACAGAUAGAAGACUUUGCAGAAAAGUUGAUGACGAUCUUGUUUAAAACAUACAGAAGUCACUGGCACUCUGAUCACCCUUCUAAAGGUCAAGGCUUCAGGUGUAUCAGGAUAAACAAUAAUCAGAGUAAAGAUCCUAUUCUAGAAAGGGCUUGUGCUGAAAGUAACGUGGAUUUUUCUCACCUGGGACUUCCGAAGGAGAUGACCAUAUGGGUAGAUCCCUUUGAAGUGUGCUGUAGGUAUGGUGAGAAAAAUCAUCCAUUUACAAUUGCUUCUUUCAAAGACAGAUGGGAGGAAUGGGAAUUAUCCCAACAAAUCAGUGAUGCUGUUAAUAGAGCCACAUUAGACUACUCCUCUGGCACUUCCUCUGAUGAAGAAAGUUGUAACAAAGAACCUCAGAUAAUUCCUAAAGUCAGAAAUCCAAAGAGUAUUUAUCAGGUUGAAAACUUGAAACAGCCCUUUCAAUCUUGGUUCCAUAUCCCCCACAAAAGCAAUAUGGGGGAUGGCCGAAUGGGCCUCCUAGGAAAUGCUUAUCAUGCAUUGCAUAAGAUCCCUAAGGGUCACAGGCCUGCUGCUGGGCACCGGGUGGACAGGUACCACUGGGUCAACACACACCGAUAG
Globicephala melas (long-finned pilot whale) is the source of this 693-nucleotide messenger RNA. RefSeq names its product BTG anti-proliferation factor 4 (gene BTG4). Gene Ontology annotation, cellular component: nucleus; cytoplasm. Gene Ontology annotation, biological process: negative regulation of mitotic cell cycle; negative regulation of cell population proliferation. The record is from RefSeq and is a predicted model, not a curated record. NCBI's taxonomy places the organism in Eukaryota, Metazoa, Chordata, Mammalia, Artiodactyla, Delphinidae.